CAGCCGCUGAAACGAAAGUCAAGAAGAAGAAGAACCCGGAAGUGAGCCGGCUGUGACCCGCGGGUUGUUUUUCCGAUUUAAAAUGAAUUUAUUUCUGAGAUAAAAGUCAUGAUUGGUUUAAAAACGCUUCAGCGAAGCAAAACGUUAAAGUACGGAGUCCCCAUGCUGAUGCUGGUGGUCGGGGGCUCCUUCGGUCUGCGGGAGUUUGCACAAAUCCGAUACGAUGCCCAGAAGAUCAAGAAAAGGUUGGAUCCGUCUCUGGAGGCGAAGGUGAAUCCUCAGAAACAGUCGGUCAUCCUGGAGGAGGAGUACCAGAAGCUGAAAGAAAAGAAUCUGGACGAGUGGAAGAACAUCCGCGGUCCGCGGCCGUGGGAAGAUUCCCGGGAAUACCAGGAGCAGCAGCGGCAGAAGCUGAGCAAGGCGUCCUGAGAGAGUGGGCGGAGCCACAGCUCCAUGGUCACCAGACGUCUCAGGACUUGUGUUUGUGUGCACGUGCGUUACGUGCGUUAUGGUGGUCGGUCUCCCCUGGACUCUGACGAACAGCCAGCAGGUGGCGCCUCGCCUUGAGGAAAACUCUGAAUCUCAAUAAACGAUGUUUGUUGUUUCUU
Molecule: messenger RNA, 608 nt
Organism: Oryzias melastigma (Indian medaka)
Lineage: Eukaryota; Metazoa; Chordata; Actinopteri; Beloniformes; Adrianichthyidae
Product: cytochrome c oxidase assembly protein COX16 homolog, mitochondrial
Exons: 4
Coding region: 109-429 (106 amino acids)
Biological process (GO): mitochondrial respiratory chain complex IV assembly
Cellular component (GO): mitochondrial inner membrane
Source: RefSeq, a predicted model, not a curated record